CCUAAAAACGCGUUUGUUGUUGUACUCCGCAAAUAGCAGUGAUUGUCCAACUCAUUAUCAUUUAAUCGAAAAUUUUUGCUGAUAUUGGGCGUUUCAAAAGUAAUAAUUAGUGGAAUUCGCUCAAACGCUAGGUUAGGUUACAACAUAAAAAAAAACUAAAAGCUUCAACGCAAUCUGCAAAGCUGCAUAAAAAUGCCUGCAACGGUGGCGCACGUCUCAGGAGAUAGCGAUAAACACAGCAGUGAUACAACGGCGAUCCUAUUCUUCAAUGAUCAUGUCUUUAGUGCUGGAGGUGAUGGGAAAGUUAAGAUAUGGAGCAAAGAGUUACAGCUUGUAAAAGAACUGACACCGCACGAAGGAUACAUUUAUGCCAUGGCCAUCGAUUCAAAAGGUCGGCUUUACACCAGCAGCAGCGACGGUACAAUCAAAUGCCUUAUGAACCCUUUGGUCAGUGAUGAAUGCAAAGAGCUGCUGAAAUGCAACGACGACAUCGAAUGCCUGUUUGUUGAUGGCAAAGAUAAUAUGUACAGCGGUGACGACAAGGGCAUCAUUACAAUGUGGAUCGAUCAGCGAAUCAAGUACAAGUUUAACGUUGUGGAGCAGGUGCGUUCGUUGGCCAUACAACACAACAUAAUCUACUCUAUUCGGGAUAAUGAUCUCACCGUGACGGAGAUCAUCGAAGGUUCCGCUUCUGGACGGUUUAUGACAAAGGCUACCAUCCCGGGAAGAUACCCAGUAACGCUGUGCGGAAGCUGUAGUGAAGAUGGGCUUUAUAGUAACGUAGCUAUACUUACGCGAGAUGGUUUUGGUGUUACUAUGAUCGGUAAUAGUCGGAAAGAGCACUAUCCCAUCAUGUGGACCAAAGAGAAAGCGCACGGCAUGAUCAUAAACGCUAUGGGAGCAAAGGAUGAGUAUCUUUACACAGCUGGGUAUGACGGUACCGUAAAGCAAUGGUCUGGAUUAAACGCUCAUGAACCUACACUGAAGGGUGAGCUGGCAUUGGGUUCUGGUGGAGUUUGCAUCAACUCUGUCGCUGUUGGUGCUGACAAAACCGAUGUGUACGUGGGAUGUAGCGAUGGAACUCUUCAAUUGGUGAAGUUUGGCUAGGUCUCUUGUGCAACUGACCGGCCUUUGAGGAAAACUCGAUUAGAACGUGGAUGCCUUGUGCUAUCGGGAACUGAUGCGAAAGCAACCAGGCUAGAUGAGUAUAUGCUUGCCUACAGAUAAUCUACCUAUCAGAAACAGUUACUAUAACCGUCGCUUCCAUUAUUUAAAUGCAGCGAAACGAUGGAAUGCAUUGUGAUUGGAAAGCGGUUCGGUUUUAACAUUAGUUUAUAUCGUUUAACUGUCUGAGCCAAAGUAAUCGCAAGUACUAGAGGCAAAGAGAACCAAAGUCGAACGGUUUGCUGUGAAAAUGUGAAAUAAAUGCAAACUGAUUGAUACCAUUUUAA
Molecule: messenger RNA, 1451 nt
Organism: Anopheles nili
Lineage: Eukaryota; Metazoa; Arthropoda; Insecta; Diptera; Culicidae
Exons: 3
Coding region: 193-1107 (304 amino acids)
Molecular function (GO): protein binding
Source: RefSeq, a predicted model, not a curated record